Messenger RNA from Danaus plexippus (monarch butterfly), 3427 nucleotides. RefSeq lists its product as uncharacterized. The record is from RefSeq and is a predicted model, not a curated record. The coding region runs from base 114 to 3263 and encodes 1049 amino acids. The transcript is spliced from 6 exons. Lineage: Eukaryota; Metazoa; Arthropoda; Insecta; Lepidoptera; Nymphalidae.
UCGGCAGUAGGCUUUGCGCCAGCGCUGAGAGCGAACGCGGUCGUGAAGGCGUUUAUGAAGUGCGCGAGUCAAUAUAACGAGUGUAGCUGCAGCGAUCGAGUAAACAGAGAAACAUGGAAGUGGCCGGUCAAUGGCGUCGAGAGUGGGCUGGUACAGCGGAAUAUGGGAAGGUUAUCGAAGGUGGUGUGACAAAACGUGUAGCCCGAGCCAUGGAAGUAUUGAACGCUAGUGCUCCUGGGGCUAGCGUGCGAGUCAUGCGCGCCGCCUACCACUCGUCAUCCGGUCCUGGAGCACCCACCGCCUCCUACUUGAUGCACUCUUCCAGACAAGUCCUAUCAUCGGGUUAUAAUUUCUUAGAAACACCGUCACUGCCAACAAAACCUCUGGAAAUAUCUUCAACACCACUAUAUUCAUCACCCGACAGCGAAACGGAAAAUUAUAAAGUAACAGAGCCAGAUGACUUUGAAAUAUCUGAACCUUCAAAGUGGAGAAGAUCCACCGGGGCAAGUUCUAUUCGGAUGCCUAGCGAAGAAUCUUCAUCGGCAGAUAACGCGAGUAUAAUUGAUCUCGAUUCAAGAUCUAGUAGUAGAAGUACUUUCCGAAGAAGCUUUAAUGGAAAACAUGACGUUAAGGGAAUCAAUGGGAAUACGAGGAUUUCCCCUUUACUUGAUGCACCUACAACAUUGAGCACGCUUAAAUAUACUUCUUUAUUAAAUGCCAGUGAUGAAUGGAAUAACAGAAGGAAAAGUUACAGCUUCGAGGACACGUCACCAAUGAAAAAGAUCAAUGACGUUAUCAACUUAAGUAUAGAUUCAUCUACUGACAGUGGAAUUUGCAAGUCAACAGAAUUAUUUAAUGAUUCUAACAAUUCGACGGUCCCCAAAAACAAUGAACAUUUGGAACAUACAUCAGAAAUAAAACAAGACUUUAAAGACUGGCUUUCGAAAAAUAGACGGAAUACGUACAAAGAAAUCAAAAUGUCGCCACCAAAAUGUGUUCACAUUCAUGAUGAUAGUAAUAUAACACUUCAAUCUACAGGAAAAGUGACAAUAACUCUGCCUGUAGACGUAACAUACUCGGAGCAGUAUGAAAAUCAAUCUAAAUCAAGCGAUGAAAAUGACCGUAAAACUAAAAAAGUUGAGUUUUGCAAGACAGAGUUACAUUUCACAGCAGAUACAGGUACCGUUAAUAUUAUUGCAACCGACGAAAAACCGCCACCGUCUAACGAUUUUAGAAGAAGGAAAAGUGCUUUCGUACCAUUAAAUGAAAAGAGUGACAGACCGAUAACACUAUUUGGCAUUAAACCUGAAAUUUCUGAAAUUGAUACCAACUAUGGCGUUUCGAAUCAUAGCUUAGGCGAUAAUGACGAGAAUACAGCAGCUACAAAAGGUAUUCUCAAAAACAAAAUUCCGAAGCCCAAACCAUAUCUUUUGGGUGAGAACAUGGCAUUUGGGACUUCAAAUAAUCAGAAGACUGACGAAUUUGAGAAAUCUGGCACCGUGCUAAGUGCAGUUUCAUUGAUAAAUAGACAGUUGCAGUCUGAAAGGCGAUACAGUAAUGACACAACAUCCAGCGCUACAAGCGAUCUGGAUUUGAGCCCUCAUAUAAAUAAACCAUUCAGGACACCAAACAAAGAUCCACUACUACGAGGCAGCUCAAAUCAAAAAUUUUCUACACGUUCUAUCGAGUCAUCAAUUCAAUAUAAUUCGAAAAUAAGUUCAAAACCAUCGUCUAUAUCACCAACGCCGAGCAGGAGUCAGAUAAGAGAACUUCGUGGCAGUGAAUUAGCUUACUUUGGGAUUUCUAAUGACCUAAAUAAUACCUUUGACCAUAACCAAGAUAAUUUGCAAGAAGAAAUACUCCACUCUGUAAAAUUAGUUCAAAAAAUAUCAAACAGUGUUUGCAAUAGCGAAGCAGAGUCUGACGACGGGCACGAUUAUCAGAAUAUUUCUACUAGUUAUGAUCUUAAAAAACAAGCCACUCCCACUCCCAAACCAAGGACGAAAUACAGUGAUGUGAAUGGAAAAAUUACAGAGCAUAGAGUAUUACAAUCAAUUACAGAACAAGAAACAGAUUUAGAGGGGUCGUCCAAAAUAAACCAAAAUAUUCUUAAUAAUCCAAAAGAGAGCAUACAUCCACCUCGAGAUAAAAAUAGAAGCACGGUCAAUAAAGAGAACGUUGUUAUGCAAAAGAUUACGAGGAAAACUACUUCAGACAAUUCUUCUUUCCUAAUAAAAGAUAACCAUUCUUUGAAGAGAGAGAAAGAGGCGAAAAAUACCACCAAAGAAUACGGAAAUCUUAAGUUAGAGAGAAAAACGUCACGAAAAGAAAUUAAAAAACCGGAGUCACCGACAUACAUUAAUGUGGAUACAAAAAAACAUCCCCCCGAAAGAGUAAAGAAAACAUCACAGGAUUUAAACGCCAAGCAGAAAAGUACAAGUGAGAAACGAGAGUCUGCUAACUCCAGAAAAGAUGAGAGAGAACGCAUAUAUUCAAUAAAAUCGACUGAGCCUAUUGACAAAAACAGAGAAAACCAUUACAAAGAGAAUAAAGAAAAAUACGAAGAUAAACGAGAUCAGCAAACUCCAUUGGUAAAGAAACGUGCACAAAAGCGGACUGAGAAACUAUGUACGCCAGAAAACCCUCCGAAAGAUUCUGUCAGGCAUUCUUUAUCUAUGGAAAAUAAAGCUUCACCAAGAAAAGUCGACCUAAACUAUAAAUCAAUCAAAAACGGCUCUUUAAAUAAAAAUAAUUUCCGCAGUACAACCAAUAAUUCCGCAGGAAACGGUAGCUUGUCAAGAAUUGAAAAGAAAUCUGAAAACGAUUACUCUAAAAGGGAUACGAUAAAAAUUCCAAAAAUUACCACGGUCCAUAAACAAAUUCUAGGCGACAACACUUCAAACGGCAAGAAAACAACGUCAAAAUCUCAUCGUGACACAUUAAAUUCUCAACAAUCGUUACAAUCGAAUCAAAACAAAUCGAGUAACGUAAAAAUCGAUAAAUCAAUAAAGCCUCAUCGUAGCAAAUACGUUAUAAAUUACGAUGAUAAAAAUGGAACAGUAUCAUCUGUUUGCAAAAUUAAAACUGGUCCCGGUACGUAUAAAAGAAAAAUUAUCCCUGUAGAAAGUAAAGAUUACGAACCGACUAAAGGUUUAAACAAAAUAGCCCUGCUAAACCUACCCGACCCUCACUGGAUACAAGACAAGGCAUACAGAAAAAAAUGGAAGUCGACGCAUGAUCAAAGAUCUUGCCAACUGCUGUAAUCUAUUUGUGUUUUAAGUGUUGUGCCCACGAGUCGUUUUAUAUAUGUAUUAAUAGUAAGUAAGAUAAUGAUCUCACAACUGAACUUGUAUUGGGUGUGAUAUACAAUGUGCCGUCUAACACUGCUGUCGCAAUUAAUACAAUUAAAAUAUUCCAUAACAAAAAA